Messenger RNA from Nilaparvata lugens (brown planthopper), 2396 nucleotides. RefSeq names its product gastrula zinc finger protein XlCGF57.1-like. Gene Ontology annotation, biological process: regulation of transcription by RNA polymerase II. The coding region runs from base 155 to 1519 and encodes 454 amino acids. The record is from RefSeq and is a predicted model, not a curated record. Gene Ontology annotation, molecular function: DNA-binding transcription factor activity, RNA polymerase II-specific; RNA polymerase II cis-regulatory region sequence-specific DNA binding. Lineage: Eukaryota; Metazoa; Arthropoda; Insecta; Hemiptera; Delphacidae. The transcript has 5 exons. Gene Ontology annotation, cellular component: nucleus.
AGGUAACAAAGGGAAAAUAACAAAAGGAUAGAUCUGUAAAACUGUAUAGGCUAAUAAUAUACGUUAAAUUAUUCUAAUAAAUUUAACUUAGAAAACGAAUAUUCAAAUUUUAUUGUUCCUUUAUGUUAUAUUAUUUUGUCCUAUUUUUAGAAAAAUGGUUAAAGAGGUUAAAGUAGAGAAACAGAAGAGUGCUUUUGAUGACAGUUGGAUUGGAGCUGCACGUAGUGAUACAGCUACUCAACAGAUCAAGAUCGAGAUGCAGGAGGAUGAAUUUGGAGAAUGUGAAUUAGCAACUAGCAGCAUCAAAGAUGAGUCAUCCUCACACAAAGGUUCAACUUCCAAUCAGAUGGCGAGUGUUAAGCAGGAAAAUGAUAGCAGCCAAGAACCAGCGCCAGAGUGCAGCACUGCAUGCUCUCUAACUGAUGAUGAUUUCAGCCAACAACAUUAUCUAAUCCCUGGCUAUAAUCUAAUAUUCAUCAAAGAGGAAGAAUAUGUUGAGCAAGAGGCAGAAGGAUGUUCAGUGGAGAGUGAACCGGAGAUGUGGCCUUCAAACUGCAGCACAUCUGAAACUGCCAAUGCAACAGAAGUGGGUGGACUGAAUGCACAUUCAAUCUCUCCCAUGGAAGAGUGCACUGAGCCAUCUGUGGCUGGCAAAAAGAUGAAGCUUUACAGCUGUGCUGACUGCACCUAUAAAACUACACGGAUAACUCAUUUGAAGAGACACAUGAGAAAUCACACUGGGGAAAAGCCUCUCAGUUGUGAGUAUUGUGACUAUAAAUUUACUCAAUCUGGUACUUUGAAGGAACAUAUCAGAACACAUACAGGAGAAAGACCUUUUAGCUGCGAGUAUUGUGGCUAUAAAUGUGCUCGAUCAAGUGCUUUGAAAUCACAUAUCAGAACACAUACAGGAGAAACACCUUUCAGCUGCGAGUAUUGUGAUUAUAAAUGUGCUCGAUCAAGUAAUUUAAAGAUACAUAUCAGAACACAUACUGGAGAAACACCUUUCAGCUGCGAGUAUUGUGACUAUAAAUGUGCUCGAUCAAGUAAUUUGAAGGAACAUAUCAGAACACAUACAGGAGAAACACCUUUCAGCUGCAAGUAUUGUGACUAUAAAUGUGCUCAAUCAAGUAAUUUGAAAUCACAUAUCAGAACACAUACAGGAGAAACACCUUUCAGCUGCGAGUAUUGUGACUAUAAAUGUGCUCGAUCAAGUGCUUUGAAAUCACAUAUCAGAACACAUACAGGAGAAACACCUUUCAGCUGCGAGUAUUGUGACUAUAAAUGUGCUCGAUCAAGUGAUUUGAUAAAACAUGUCAGAACACAUACAGGAGAAAGACCUUUCAGUUGUGAGUUAUGUGACUAUAAAUGUGCUCGAUCAAGUAAUUUGAAGGAACAUAUCAGAACACAUACAGGAGAAACACCUUUCAGCUGCAAGUAUUGUGACUAUAAAUGUGCUGGAUCAAGUAAUUUGAAAAAACAUAUAAGAACACAUCAUAAAGGAGAAACAACUACUAGCUGAAAAUUUGUGACUUUACGUGUGCUCAUUCAAAUUCAUUUUACUGUGUUUCCUAGUAAGGUGGUCACUAAUAACAGGACAAGUGUAUUGAACAUGUGUGUGUACACAAAUGUCCAUACAUUGUUGUGUCAUCACAGCUAAAGGCUUCAAACAACAUUUUUUCAUGUUCUGAGUAAGUAUCGGCUCACACCCCCCCCCUCCUUUAUUUAUAUUGCCAGGGUCGCCCUGAGCUGGCGUCUGUGGAGGGGCGGAGUGGGGGAUGCUGCUCACAGUGUGGUGUGUGCCGGCGGGUGGUUGGGGACGGCUGGGCUCCUCGCGGUGUUGGGUGUCCUCCACAUACACCACGGUUGUCAUCUCACAACACUGAAAUUCUCUCUUUCUAAGGGUACAACCACACUGAAAGCGGAGCGAGGCAUGGCGUCAAGGAGCCUCGUGAACAAUAUCAUGUUAAGUAAUGAGUUAAAACACACUGCAAGCUUCUACUCGCAGAGCGGAGCGUCAAAUUUUGGAACAAGCUGGUUUGUUUUUUGGAGCGUCUACGAGCGGAGUGUCAAAGUGCGAGUUCCCUACUCAUGUACAUACUAGUGGUCUACUCUUGUACAUAGUAAUGCACUUGUUCUACUACAUUGUUUAUUACCAUCUAGUACACUAGUAUAUUAAAUUCAAUGUUUGCCCAAAUUCCCCUGUAAUGUGUAUUAUUUGCUUAUUCAAAAGAGAACAUUCAUCUAUUGCACUUUGAAAUCAAAUGUAAGGCUAUUCUAAUCCAUUUCAUUCAAAUUUCUAUGAAAUAUGGUUACCUUACUGUUAUUUAAUUACAAUGAAAAUGACAUUUAUGUAAUAACAUUGGUAGAUAAAAUAAUAAAGUGGUAAUUGUGCUAUU